This is a messenger RNA of Carlito syrichta (Philippine tarsier), 1812 nucleotides long. It is a transcript of the gene HROB, whose product is annotated as chromosome unknown C17orf53 homolog. NCBI's taxonomy places the organism in Eukaryota, Metazoa, Chordata, Mammalia, Primates, Tarsiidae. Gene Ontology annotation, biological process: recombinational repair. The transcript has 8 exons. The annotation marks the transcript as partial. The record is from RefSeq and is a predicted model, not a curated record.
GACUUCUUGUCUGCCGUGGAGGAUGUGGAGAACCAGUUUGCUAGCUCGGCGCCUAUGAACGCCGGGUGCUUGCGACCCUCCUCCUCCAGGCUGCAGGCUCAGUCUUCCAGGCCGCCCCCGGUAUGGCCUAUGGCUCCGUCAGAGACUCUGGGCCUGCCAGCUGUGGGCCUCUGCCUCCCAGCCUCCAGCAUUCCUGGGGCCACCGGCCAUCCAUCUUGCAUGGGAACCAUACCUCAAAGGCCUGGCUGUGCCUCCAGCAGCUGGACUGGCACCCAGAGAAGAGGGAUGCCAUCAGAAGCACCCCGAGAGCUGGCAGGACCCCUGUCCUUAGCCCCACACCCGCUCCUCACCUCCGAGAGCCAGCAGUGGUGGACUGGUGGCUUUGAGGGGCCUGAACAGGACGAAUUUGAUAAGAUCCUGGCAAGCAUGGAGCUAGACAGGCCGGGAGUGGAGCUGGAGGACCCCGCGUUGGCCAAAAAGGCCCGUGUGGUCGAUCAUAGUGUGGCAGGCAUCACGUCAUCCUGGGAGGAGCCUCUGGAUUCCACCAUCCACGGUGGGACACCACCAUCCCGCUUAAGACCAGGUGCCGCAAGCCACUUUCCUGUCCCACCUGCCUCCGCAGCUCCCGUUCGGCAAGUCUGUCCACAAGGGCCCCCUGUCCAAACACCGCAGCCUCCCCUCGCCACUGGAGGACCCGUCCAGGGCAGCCCUCAGCAUGGUGUCCCCAGUCGGCCAUUUCAGUCUCCAGAUGCCUGGUUCAGUGCUCUCAGACCUCGAACUCCUGCCUCAGACUGCUCCGCACCCUCGAGGACUGGUCCUGGGUUAUUUCCUCAGGGGCUUACACAGCCCCGAACACCAGUGUCUUCUGUUGAGUCUCCUCUCAGCACCCCAAAAGGUCCCCGUUCCUCCCUGGUUCCCCAGGGCGCUCUGCAGACGCCCAUGGUCACCAACCACCUGGUGCAGCUGGUCACCGCAGCCCAUCGGACACCCCAGCGGCCCACCCACUCCUGCCCCCAGGCCAAAGCGCGCCGCUUUCCGGGCCCAGCAGGGAUCCUGCCUCACCAGCACGAUGGGAAGAAUCUGGAGGAGAUCAUGGUUUCAGCGCCACCGACUCCAACUCACGGUGCUCUGGCGAAGUUCCAGACAGAGACUGCGCCGAGUUCCCAGGCGUCAGAGGAGGAUGACUUUGGGCGAGGACCAUGGCUGGCUAUGAAGUCUGCGCUGGGCCUGGAUGAGAGGGACCCUGGCUGUUUCUUGGGCACCUGCAGCAUCGUCAUGGUGCUGCGUAAGGCAGCCCUGAGGCAGCUUCCCGGGAACAAAGUCCCCAGAAUGGCAGUGAUGAUCAAGUCCUUGACUCGGAGUGCUAUGGACGCCAGCGUGGUUUUCAAGGACCCUACAGGAGAGAUGCAGGGGACGGUGCACAGGCUGCUGCUGGAGACACGCCAGAACGAACUGCGGCCUGGCUCCGUGCUGUUGCUGAAGCAGAUUGGGGUGUUCUCUCCUUCAACCCGAAAUCACUACCUUAACGUGACCCCCACCAACCUGGUCCACGUUUACAGCCCAGACUCUGGGGCCAGCAGCACCCUCCUGCCCUCUCAACCUGAGGUAAGAGGAGUGGAUCCCUGUCCCCAGGAUUCAGGAAGCCUCCGGCAGGGGGCGGCCAAACAGCCCAGGGAAGGCCCCAGAGCAGGACGCAGCCCAAAGGCAGGGGUGGUCCCGGAGGAAGAACUCCCUGAGGCAGACGACCUGGACGGCCUCCUGAGCGAGCUCCCUGAGGACUUCUUCCAUGGGGCCAGCGGGCACCCUCCCUGA